Molecule: messenger RNA, 982 nt
Organism: Mycosarcoma maydis (corn smut)
Lineage: Eukaryota; Fungi; Basidiomycota; Ustilaginomycetes; Ustilaginales
Exons: 1
Source: RefSeq, a predicted model, not a curated record
AUGCCAGCCGCAACGAUACCUGCCUCGCGUAUGCGCGAUGCCCUUCAAGUCGUCCACGACUCGAUCGAACAGUUUGCCAACACCUACCGAUCAUGGCUCACGCUCGCCCCAGCGUACAGCUACGCUCCAGCACUCACAGCUUCAACCAGCUCAUCUUCGGCAUCAUCAUCAUCGUCAUUGUCUUCUUCCUCUCCACCGUACCUCCCAAAUGCAGAGACGAUUGCUCGAGCUUAUUGCCCCAUCUCGGGUCCCAGGUGGGACGAGCAUCGCGAACGCAUGGCGGCUUCCACCUCCCUGAAAGGACUCACCUUGCUUCGCAGCCAGGUCGAAUCCGAACUUGCUGCUUUACAACGGCUCGCAGCUGAACGCGGAAGCUGGCACGAACCGCAUCCUUACUCGAAUGGAACGCACCACAUCCGCUUCUGGGAAGAAGUGCUCUACCUCGCCUUCACAAACGGUCCCGUGCUAUCGAUACAAGAUCGCUUUGCUUUCAGCCUGAAUGCAGCUUUGCGACGCAACAAAAAGGUACGUCAGCCUCGAGUCAAAAAUGUCAACAGCCAAAGCGUCAAAGUGGAUGUCGUCUCCCAGAACGGCCAUUGUUGGACGCGACUCUACAUUAUCAAACCCGAACGUCUACGCCAGGAGUUUCGAGAGGCUGAAAGUUAUAUGAUCGACGAACAAGAUUCUAGCUCUGCCUCUGCCUCGGAACAUGAUGACCUCGAAUCAUCCAGUCUCACCGAAUCAGCUCCAGAUAUCUUUCACCAACACUACCAUACCGCCAAGUGCACCGCUAAUGGCGAUUUGGAAACCAGAACGUCGACGCAGCCAGUUUCCACCCUAACCCCAGAGUCGCUUGCUUUCGACGUUGCCGCCAAAAAGUGCUCACUCACCAAACUCAUCCAUCAACUUCGCGCUGCAGCCGACACAGAGGCAAGAGCGCGCGUCCAACGUUCCAGAGACCACGGUUGCGAGCUCCCUCUCG